This is a messenger RNA of Myiozetetes cayanensis, 6331 nucleotides long. It is a transcript of the gene NOD1, whose product is annotated as nucleotide binding oligomerization domain containing 1. Lineage: Eukaryota; Metazoa; Chordata; Aves; Passeriformes; Tyrannidae. Bases 3382 to 6237 code for a protein of 951 amino acids. Gene Ontology annotation, biological process: regulation of apoptotic process. The transcript has 12 exons. Gene Ontology annotation, molecular function: protein binding. The record is from RefSeq and is a predicted model, not a curated record.
CUGACAGAGUCCAGAUCACCAAGCAUGGCAAAGUCUUCAUUUCUCGUCUUGCUGUAAUGACUCUGCAGGGGGGUAGCUGUCACUGUAAAACAGCUCUUCUCAGGAAACAAAUCUGACUUGGAGACACAAAGGGCACAGACUUUCAUAUGAAAUGGAGCACUGUUUUUUCAUACAGCUACCUCUCGAAGAAUAAUUGCAAUUUGAAUACUGUGGACAGAAGGCUAUGCCAACAGGGACUCCACUAGCCCUGGACUGGCACUGAGGUUUCUGUGUGUGCUUCACUGUUGUCCUGCCAGAGCUGGCUACUAGGUGCUGUGAAAAUCCUGAAGAUAUUCCAGAUACUGGCUGCAGACACCUAGAUCAACCUGUGCGAAAGAGAACAUGUUCUGUCCUGCAGCAUAUGUAUGCACACCCCUUCCAGCAGCAACCAGGUUUUGUACUGACUUGGACUUAGUCAGAUGCAGGGAAGACAUCUUUGAGACCUUCUGAUCACUCCAUAUUUUCCAUCUUCUGUCCUGCUGCUGUAUUUCUUCUUCUUUUCUUACCCUCUUUGUAGAUGAAACUGGAAGAGUGAAAAAAAUACUUCUAUUUGUUUUGUACACAUGACAGAAUUCUUAUGGUUCAUUCUUAUGGUUUUCUGAAUGUUUGUCUCAGUUAUUCUCACAAAGUAGGAAGAAAGAAAAUGCGUUAGAAUAACGUGGUCCUAGAACAGCCAAAGUAACCAGGGAAUGUUGGGCAGAUGCAGUACCUUGAAAGAGAAGGGUCAAUAUUUCUAUUGCAUGUUUUAAGGUAACUCUGUCUCUUUAACUAAAAGCCUGCAAAAUCUUUAGAGUAAAUGAUGUUUUCAACAUUGUUUGACCUUCAUGGUAGAGUUCAUUUAUAGAAUGAACUUUCCUGAACAAAGAGAUGUGCCAGUGUGGCUUCUAGGAAGCUGAGUGACUCAGAAAUCGGCCACGUCAUCAUGUGGGUCAUAAGAAUGGAGUAAUGAAAGGUUAAUAUGUCUGAGUAGAUGCUGUCAGUUACUGAGGUGGUAAGAAAGUCAGAUCACUAGGUUACAUUCCAUUUGUUUGAAAGAGUUUUGCUGGUUUUGGAGUUGGAUGUGAUCCAAAGCAGUUGUGCUGGAGAUUUGCCUGGUCUGGCAGCCCUUGGAGAGCCCAAGUCUUAAUGCAGUUAUCUGUAGCCGUUCAGGUCAGCAACCAUAACUUAGGACCUCUUGGGAAUUCAGAGGAGCUAAGAUGAUUUGCCCUGCAGUCGUGGGUGUAGAUAGGUAGUAUCACUAAAAUGCGGUCUAAACAUCCAUAAAACUGUGUCUUUCUCCAGCAUCAAGCGGGAGCAGCUUUACUGAUGCAGACUGCAGCUUCUGAUACGGAAAACCCAUGGAAAUGAGUUUGUUCCAGUAACAGGUCACCUAGAGGAACCUGUGAGCUGGCAGGGAUCAGUUAUAGCUUAUCUGGGCAGCGUUCGGAAAGUUUGCCAUCACUGUAAACGUCUUGUGAGAAUUUUAUUGCAUCAGAGUUAGCCCCUUUACAGAAUUGUAGAAGAAGGGCUUCAUCUUUUAUUUUCAUUGAUCUGACUGUAAUCAGAAUCUAAAAACAUUCUUCCAAAUAUCCCUUGAAUCCACAGUACGUUUUAAGUGUUACUGGGGGAUGACAGUAAUUUGUGUUGAUCACGCAAAUUUUCAUUGUCUGUGUGGAGGUGAUUCAGUUGUGAUCUUGCAAGAAAUUUGAUUUUUGCAUAGGAAAUCAUAUGUGCAAGUUUGUACCUAAAUAGUACCUAAAUGAACUUAUUGUUGAAUUGUAAUUACAAUAUAACUUCAUACCUGCUAAAUGGUGUAUCAGCUGCAAUCAAAAAAAACCCCUGCUUUACAAUAGAGAGCAGUCUGAUCCUGAUUUCUCUUGCUUUAUUGCCUUGUAGAGAAAAAUGUGAAUAAAUGGCCAUCUGAAAAGAGCUCCCAAGAAAUGGUGUAGAGAAUAAGGACAGACACCACAUAUGUAUUUGCAGACAAGGAGAGAGCAUUCAUGCUAAAGAGUAUGGUUUUCAAAACAACAUCUCUCCAACAAUGAGAGGGUUUCCUGAGCCCAUAGCUGUCUGAGUUAAAGGACCAUAUUUAGUCUCUAGGUGUACGUACAGGGUCUGAGGUCAGGCAUUCAAACCUAAGUGUUUCCACAGGGUUUAAAUUGGUGUCUUCAUUACAAGCUGUAUUGUGUGCAAUCUCUUCCCUUUAUGAAGAUGGAGGUGAGUUGGAUGCCCAAAGAACUUGAGUUGUGAUACCACCUUCUAGGCCUAGUUCGUCAUAUGAGGAAAGAGUCUCUGAAUUCAGUUAUUCUGUGCAAUUCCUGCUCAGGGAGAGGUCCAGAAUUUUUGUGUGUCAUAAGAGAUGGGAUCUUGUAUGUGGAUAAUCACUUAUUUUAGUCCUUUCUGUAAUACUUUUUCAGAUUCUGAAAAAUUAUUUUUAACUUUUAUAGUUACUCACCUGAACUUGAUAAGAUAAACCAGUGCAAUGAUACAUUCCCUGUUUUACAUGUCAGAACCAAUAGCUUUAGGAGUCAGGAAGUGCCCUGUGCCCCUAAGAGGUUUGGUAGCUCUGAAAUCUACAGCAGCCUUUUCACUUAGCAGCAUUUUAUUCUUUGCUUUCUUAACAGGAACAGCCGAUCAAUGGUUUUUCCACAGUCUCACUACUGCCUCUCAAACAAGGUGCCCUGAAGCUAAAUUCUUUUCCUUAGUUUAGCUAAAACUAUCUCAGAGUUCACAAGGCCUUGCUUUCAGGGACAGGUAUCAUAUUGUUAACACUGUAUACAGGGUCUGUUGUUGUAACAAAGAAAAAACAAAGUGGAUCGCUACUAUAAAUUAAUUCCUCCUACAAAAUUAAUUGCUAUGAAGUAUAAUUUUAUUCCAUUUAUUUCCUUGUCCAGAUUAUGUUUGGACAGAUGCCCUCCUUUGUCUACUGAAACAUGAAAAGCUAAUAAAAAAUAUUAAAUUAUGCACUAAGAACAGGCAGUUAAUAAAGCAGAUGCCAGGGGUGUUGUUUGAGGCAAAAGCACAGUAAAGUACUGGUACAGAAGGGAGACUGCCUAUUCUAGACAUUUUAUUUUUCCAAAACCUGGCCAAAUAAAUGGAAUUACCUGAGGAAGAAACUUUUUUAAAAAGUUGGUCAUGAUAUUACCCAAAGGUUGGAAGCAUUCUCUAGACGUCUAGGCGAAGGGUAUAUGUGCAUAGGAUAAGGUUUAAAUUGAGGUUCUGUGCAAUUGCAUUUUACAGGCUCAGUACUGUGAAAGGCAGCUUUCCUGUUCUCCUGAAGUUAACUCCAAGCUGACCUCUCACCACAAGUGGACAGUUUCUCAGAGAUGAGGCUUGGUGGAGCAGCUUCUCGCUACCUCAACUAUGGAAGGCCAACUUGGUGCUAACAGGGACAUUUCUGUGAAAAAACCUCCAGGAGCAAGCCCUCCAUCCUUCAUUGCUUUGCUGAAGGUACACCGAGAGCUCCUGGUCAGUAGAAUCCGAAACACUCAAUGUUUGAUUGAUAACUUGAUUAAGAACGAGUACUUCUCCACUGAAGAUGCAGAGAUUGUUGUCCAGUUUCCUACUCAAGCAGAUAAGGUUCGCAAAAUUCUAGACUUGGUUCAAAGCAAGGGAGAAGAAGUUUCAGAAUAUUUCAUCUAUGUCCUCCAGAAAGUCACUGAUGCUUACUAUGAACUUCAGCCUUGGCUGGAUGAAAUAGGUUACGAGCCUUCAGAGAAUAUUUGUAGAAAACCUGUGGUAAAUACAGAUCCAGUUAGCAGGUAUUGCCAGAAACUCAGAUAUGAACUGGGACGGGACUCCAAGUUUGUUAUGUCGUACACUCAGAGGGAGGAGAUGCUGCUUGAAGAAAUCUACUCUAACAGCAUCAUGGAACUGGUCAGUUUUACCAAUGAGAGUCUUGGCCAUGUGGGUCAAUUAGAAGCCCUUUUUGAUGAUACAGUUGGACUAAUUAAUGAAGAUGGAGAGACUGUUUAUGUCUAUGGUGAUGCAGGAAUUGGAAAAUCCAUCUUGCUGCAGAAGAUUCAAAGCCUUUGGGCCAAAAAAAAAUUGGACAUAGGGGCCAAAUUUUUCUUUCGUUUUCCAUGUAGGAUGUUUAGUUGCUUUAAGGAAGAUAAAGCCAUAUGUUUGAAAGACCUGCUCUUCAAAUAUAAUUGCUACCCAGACCAGGACCCCACAGAAGUGUUCCAUCACAUCUUGCAAUUCCCUCACACAGUUCUUUUCACAUUUGAUGGCUUUGAUGAGAUCUAUUCCAACUUUGAUCUCAGUAGUGUACCUGAGAUAUGUUCACCCCAUGAACCCAUUCACCCCUUGGCACUGCUGGUAAGCCUUCUCAGAGGAAAGCUUCUUAAGGGAUCCAGGAAAAUUCUUACAGCAAGGACAGGAACUGAGAUCCAAAGAAACAUCAUUAAAAAGAAAGUGCUGCUCCGUGGUUUCUCCAGCAGUAACCUGAGGGAAUACACUGUUAUGUUUUUCAGAGAUGAGCAGCAACGAACACUGGUAUUGAACCAGUUGGAAUCUAACCCCAAUCUCUGCAGUUUGUGUUCAGUGCCUUUAUUUUGUUGGAUUAUCUUUAAAUGCUAUGAACACUUCUAUUCCAUGUUUGACAGCCAUGAGCUUCCAGACAGUUCUGUUACACUGACAGACGUAUUUUUGCUCUUGAUUGAAGUUCAUCUGAACCGAUCUCUGAAAACAGGUUUGCUGAAGAACAACAUCAGGAGCCAAGCAGAGAUGUUCAAAUCCAGAAAGGAAACUCUUCUAGCUUUGGGUAAAAUGGCAUACAAAGGGAUGGAGAACUCUUUCUUUAUCUUUGAGCAGGAAGAGGUCUCCUCAGCGAACAUCUCUGAAGAAGAUUUGCAAUUGGGCUUUCUCAGGACAGUUAAAGGUUACAGUGGCUGUGACAGUCAGGCCACUUACGAGUUCUUGCACUCAACCCUUCAGUCUUUUUUCACAGCUUUGUUUUUGGUUAUUGAGGAGAAAGUGGGCACCAAGGAGUUACUUGAGUUCUUCAAUGAAUGCUCUUUCACUGAGACUGCCCAGCCUACUUGCCUUCGCAUCCCUUGGCUGAAGAAACAACUAGCAGGGGAGAAUCCUUUCCAAAAUAAAGAACACUUUAAUUUUACCAACAUGUUUCUUUGUGGCCUUCUUUCUGGAUCCAAGCAGAAGCUCUUUAGGCAUUUAGUUUCACCUGCAGUCCUUAAGAGGAAGAGAAAAACACUCAUCACAUACCUUGGGGAGAGCAUGAAAUCCCACCUGAAAGGCUACACUCGGUCCAGGCUUAAAAGCUACAAUCAGAUCCAGGUCCAGCCCAACUUUGUUUGGAUGCUGAGGUGCCUUUACGAGACUCAGAGUGAGAAGGUGGGGAAGUUGGCUGCCAAACGCAUGCACGCCAAUUACAUCAAGCUGGCGUACUGCAAUGCCUACUCUGCCGACUGCAGCGCCAUCUCCUUUGUGCUGCAUCACUUUCGGAAGCGCCUGGCUCUGGAUUUGGACAACAACAACAUCAAUGACUACGGAAUAAAACAGCUGCUGCCUUCUUUCAGCAAGCUCGCAGUGAUCAGGCUCAGUGUAAAUCAGGUCACAGAUCACGGUGUAAGGAUCUUGUAUGAAGAACUCUCCAAGUACCGAAUUGUGUCUUUCUUGGGCUUAUACAGCAAUCAAAUCACUGAUGUCGGAGCCAAAUAUGUUGCAAAACUAAUUGAAGAAUGUUCAAGCCUGGAAUAUGUUAAAAUAGGAGCAAACAAAAUAACUAGUGAAGGAGGGAAGUGCCUUGCCCAGGCCAUCCAGAAGAGCAAGACAAUGUUUGAAAUCGGGAUGUGGGGUAAUCAAGUUGGAGACGAAGGAGCAAAGGCAUUUGCAGAGGCCCUGAGGAACCACCCCAGGUUAACAAACGUGAGUCUCGCAUUCAAUGGCAUCACAACAGAGGGAGGCAAAAGUAUUGCUGAAGCUAUGCAACACAACAACUCCGUGAGAAUAUUCUGGUUGACUAAAAACGAGCUGGAUGAUGAGGCAGCAAUGAGCUUUGCAGAGAUGCUGAAGGUCAACAAGAAACUGGUGCAUUUAUGGCUUAUACAGAAUCAAAUUACAGCCAAAGGGGUGAAGUACCUCAGCGAAGCUCUCAAGGAGAACACGACCAUUAAAGAAAUCUGUUUGAACGGGAACCUGAUAAGCCAAGAAGAGUCGAAAGCUUUUGAAAAUGAAGAACGGAUCAUUUGCUUUUGAAUGAGGACAUUUUGCCAAGUUCAUUUAACAAAGGUCACUCCUACGCUUGGACCACAGAGUUUAUAAAGGCAGAAAUCUACAGGGCUCAUGGCAG